Linnemannia hyalina is the source of this 1122-nucleotide messenger RNA. NCBI's taxonomy places the organism in Eukaryota, Fungi, Mortierellomycota, Mortierellomycetes, Mortierellales, Mortierellaceae. The record is from the annotation of a GenBank genome assembly.
AUGGAUCCAUUGACAAAGCCGACGGAUGAAAUGAUCAAGGAGGUGAUGCUGAAUGCGUCAAGAGGAGACGAUGUCUACGAGGAAGACGAAGCAGUCCGAUCAUUAGAACACCAUGUCGCACAAUUGGCAGGACACGAGGCAGGACUCUUUUGCGCAUCAGGAACCAUGACCAACCAAUUGGCCUUCAAGGCCUCACUCUUGACCCCACCAGCGUCCAUCCUUUGUGAUCGCCGCUCACACGUCUAUCGGUACGAAGCCGGAGGACUCGCCUCUCACUCUCAGACAACCGUCUACCCUGUCCAGGCGAUAGCCAACAAGGGUCAUCAUAUCACUGUCCAAGAUCUGGAACGCGAGUUUGUAGUCGACGAUAGCGAUGUUCAUAUGGCGCCGACACGAUUGAUCUCGUUGGAGAACACAUUGGAUGGGACUGUGAUGCCGCUGCAGGAAGUCCGGGCGAUCCGUCGGUUUGCGAACGAGAACAAGGUCCGGUUGCAUCUGGAUGGAGCUCGGAUAUGGAAUGCGGCUAUUGCGGCUGGUUGUGACUUGAAGGAUUAUACUCAGGAGUUUGACAGUGCCUCGCUCUGUGUUUCCAAAGGAAUUGGUGCGCCUAUCGGGAGUGUCCUGGUCGGUGACAAGGGUUUGAUCAAGAAGGCACGACACUUCCGAAAGAUGUUUGGAGGAGGGUGGAGACAGGCUGGUGGAUUGGCAGCGGCAGCGCAUUGGUGUAUUGAUAAUGUCUGGCCGACGAUGAAGGAGACUCAUGGGUUGGCAAGGUAUCUUGCAGAAGGGAUUGAGAGAGUAGGAAUGGGGGCGUCGAUCUAUCAGCCGGUGGAGAGCAAUAUGGUGUUUUUGGAUUUGGCAAGGUCGGGGGUGUUGUUGAGAGAUUUGAGCAAGACAUUGUUGAGAGAGAAGGGGAUCCGGAUUGGAAAUGAGGAUGCGGCAGAGGGUCAGACGCAGGUGCGGCUUGUGCUGCAUUGGCAGAUCAGUCGGAAGGCAGUGGAUGAUUUUAUUGAAGUUGUGGGUGUUCUUGCCGAGGCGAGUACCAGAGAAGGUCGGGUGUCGUCAGGAAACGAUGUUGAGAACAACAACAAGAAGCAGCAGUCUGUCUAUGGCCGUCGGUGA